AUGACCGCGUCCUCGGGCCCCCCCUCCUCCGCGCCGCGCAUCGGCAAGCUGCGCCUCGCCACCUUCAAUCUGGAGAGCCUCGGCGGCGACGACCGCCACGCUCCACCGCUGGAGCGACGCCUUGCCGCGCUGCGGCCGCUGGUGCUGGCCUUGGAGGCCGAUCUGCUCUGCCUGCAAGAGGUCAAUGCCCGCAGCCAGGGCCGUGGACAGGGCCGCAGCCAGGGCCGUGGACAGGGCGCGGGACGGCGGGGCGAGCGCCGCGCCGAGGGGCUGGAGGCGCUGCUCGCCGGCACGCCCUAUGCCACGGCGGCGCGCUGCGUCUCGCUGGGGCGCAAGGGCCGCGGCCUGGCCGACCGUCACAACCUGGCGAUUCUCAGCCGCCUGCCGAUUGCGAGCUGGCGCUCGCUGUACCACGCCUACGUCGCACCGCUCGACCUGCCGCUCGCGACCCGUGCGGGGGAGAGCGUGACGCUGUCCUUCGACCGGCCGCUGCUGCACGCCGUGAUCGACCUGGGCGGCGGUCGCCGGCUGCAUGUGAUCGACCUGCACCUGCGCGCGCCGCUCGCCGCGGCCUUCCCCGGCGGCAAGAGCGGCGGCCACUGGCGGAGCACCGCGGCCUGGGCCGAGGGGCUGCACCACGCCGGCCUGCUGCGCAGCGCCCAGGCGCUGGAGGCGCGCUUGCUGGUCGAGGCGCUGUUCGACGCCGAGCCCGAGGCGCUGAUCGCGGUCUGCGGCGACUUCAAUGCCGAGGGCGAGGCGGCGGCCCUCGACAUCCUGGCCGCGCCGGUCGCCAAGACCGGCGUGAGCGCCCAGGCCGGCCGCGCGCUGGUGCCGCUCGAUCCGGGGCUGCCGGCGGAGCGCCGCUUCUCGCUGCGCCAUGGCGGCCGCGCGUUGAUGGUCGACCACAUCCUGGUCAGCCAGGCGCUGUUCGCCGGCUACCGCCGGAUCGACAGCCUCAACGCCCACCUGAUCGACGACUGCGCGCGCGAGGCGGGCCGCGAGCCCGGCUCCUUCCAUGCGCCGCUGGUGGCCGAGUUCGCCCUGUAG
Molecule: messenger RNA, 1047 nt
Organism: Symbiodinium necroappetens
Lineage: Eukaryota; Dinophyceae; Suessiales; Symbiodiniaceae
Source: the annotation of a GenBank genome assembly